CCAGUCUGUGUGAAUACUGCCUGGUCCACCUGCUGCUGAAGAAGAACUCCGAAAUGUUCAGCCAGCACUUCAUCGAGUGCAUCUUUCACUUCAACUCCUACAACAAACACAAGUCCUACAACAAGUUCCCUCAAAGCGAGAGAGAAAAGGCUCAAUUUUCGCUGAAAGGAGCUCAGCACCGCGAGAAGCGUUUUAGGAUCUACCGCUUUCUUUUGGAGCACUUCACGGACACCCAGCGCUUCAACGUCACUUUCAAGAUCAACCAGACCGUUUUAGCAUGCUUUGCCGACGAGGAGCUUCCUUUGGAUGCAGAUGGGGCUGAAAUUUUAUCGGAGACCUUCAACAUCUUGAGUCUGAAUGAGAUGAAGCUGCAGGCCGUAUCUGCUCCAGCAGGGGGUGCUUCAGGGGAGGAACCCGAGGAGGAGAACAUGGCCUCUAUGGCUAAGGUUGUCCUGCAGGCCGCACAGAAGGAGGUGGUGUCGCAG
Messenger RNA from Etheostoma cragini (Arkansas darter), 485 nucleotides. Its product is annotated as condensin-2 complex subunit D3-like. Gene Ontology annotation, biological process: meiotic chromosome condensation; mitotic chromosome condensation. The record is from RefSeq and is a predicted model, not a curated record. Lineage: Eukaryota; Metazoa; Chordata; Actinopteri; Perciformes; Percidae. Gene Ontology annotation, molecular function: histone binding. The annotation marks the transcript as partial. Gene Ontology annotation, cellular component: condensed chromosome, centromeric region. The transcript is spliced from 3 exons.